CCUUUCUCUCGCCUUCCUUCUUUCUCUGCGGCGUGGAGGCGUAUUUUAGCAUUCUCUCUCUCUCCCUCGUGCCUGGCUGGUUCGUCUCGCGCCGCUUAAUUUUGUUUGCCAACAUAAAUUCGAAACGCGAGCUGCGGGUUCCGUUCCUCGGGAGGUGGACGAGGCCGCCGCCGCCGCCGCUGGUUAGGGUUUCCUCCGACCACGCGACAGGCGGAGCCGCCCGCGCGCGCUCCCUCCCACGGCCGGUGUCAGGACCCCUUUGAUGUCAGGAAGGUGCAAUCUCCGGUGAUCUCCCACUUCAAUUCCGGCAGCCACAUCCCCAUGCCGACCAUCACGCACUACGUUCUGGACCCCUUCCUGGAGACUGGGUCCAUUACAAAUACCCACAAGGUUGUUCCGAAGCCGCCGCUGCUCCCGGGGGAGUCUCCUGAGAAGCCGAUACCUGUGCCAGUUGCUCCUGCUAGGACAUCGCCGGCGCUCUACACCACGCCUGAGAGCACACCACUCCCAGACUCACCAUCAUCGUUCCCUGGAACCUGGUCGCCGUACCUCAUCAACCAUAAACGUCGUGGACCUGGCCUGAUCAAGACACUUUCCCAGGGUGAUGUUGGAGGUGAGGGUAGCCAGCCAAAGAUACCUGUGACGUUACCUGCUUUGCCAAAAAGGAGUGAAACCUUCACAGCGCAAGAGUUCAAUGGUGUGGUUGGAGGUCACGGUGUGGAUGAGACCUUGGAUGGGCAGACUGGAAUGGUACUGAAGGGCAAAGCCACCCUUUCUGCCCAAGAUGAGCAGAAUCAGCCCGAGUUUGAGUUUCAGCAUGGAAGUCCAGACGCUUUGGUGAGGCCUGUCAAUGUUGGAAGGCUUGUCAAUGGUGGAACUCCAAGAAAUGCUGAGAAUGAUGCCUUCUUUGAGCCUCAGGAUUCACAAAGUGUUGCUAGUAACUCCGAAGCUGAGGAUGCUGGCGGGCAGGAGCGGUGGUGGAAACCCAGUUCCCCUUUUGGGGCAUCUGUUGGCACACCUGGUGCAGAGUUUUAUGAUGCAUUUGAAGAAAUAUCCAGUGAUGGUGCAACUCGAUCUUCUCGGUGUAUAGAUGAUGACUUUCGUGAAAUGAGGUUAAGUCUGUUGACAGAAAUUGAGGGGAGGAAACAAGCUGAGGAAGCAGUUGAUAACUGGCAGAAGGAAUGGAAGAAGCUGAAUCAUCACCUAUCACUUAUAGCCUUGACACUUCCAUCUCCAUGUGUAGAUGAGACCACUGAUGAUUCAAGUAUGGAUCCUGGAGCUGAGUUGUGCCAGCAAAUAGCUGUUUCACAACUUGUAGCUGCUGCUAUUGCUCGGGGAUUAGCUCGUGCAGAAGUUGAAUCAGAGAUGGAAAGUGUGAUUUCAGCAAAGAACUUUGAGAUUGCAAGGCUAUCAGAUAGGGUACAGUACUAUGAAGCUGCAAACAGGGAGAUGUCUCAAAGAAACCAAGAAGCUAUCGAGAUGUCCAGGCAACAGCGGAACAAGCGUAAGCUGAGACAGAAGUGGUUCUGGGGUUCAGUUGGGCUAGCAGUUACCCUUGGCACAGCAGCCAUUGCGUGGUCCUACCUACCCACGACUCAGGCUAGCCCAGAGUCGGAUAGCACCAAUACCAACAGCGAUUAGAGCUAGCUGAAGAUGUAUCCUCUCCUUUCAGAGGUCCUAACAAAAGCUCUAACUAUACUUCCUAGAGAGCAAAGAAGGUUGUAUAACUUUUCUCUUUUUGGUGAUCGGCUGUGAUCACUACAAUCCUCGUUUGCCGCUUCCUCUGUAAAAUGUGGAAUGGGUCAUCUCCGUGCAGGACAGGCUCUAUUCUCCUUUACCGUAAGUCCCUCGUUGCAUAGUUGGUUGAGCAAAAUAAUACGAGGAAUGUGGAUAUGAGUAGCAAUCGUCCUUGGUGAACUCUUGAUCUUGGCAAUUGCAGUUUUGAUCUGGGUAUUGACUGUUCUCUCGAACUACUUUUUCCCCA
Brachypodium distachyon (stiff brome) is the source of this 1984-nucleotide messenger RNA. RefSeq lists its product as uncharacterized. The transcript has 4 exons. The coding region runs from base 322 to 1641 and encodes 439 amino acids. The record is from RefSeq and is a predicted model, not a curated record. NCBI's taxonomy places the organism in Eukaryota, Viridiplantae, Streptophyta, Magnoliopsida, Poales, Poaceae.